This is a messenger RNA of Orcinus orca (killer whale), 705 nucleotides long. It is a transcript of the gene DCANP1, whose product is annotated as dendritic cell associated nuclear protein 1. The record is from RefSeq and is a predicted model, not a curated record. NCBI's taxonomy places the organism in Eukaryota, Metazoa, Chordata, Mammalia, Artiodactyla, Delphinidae.
AUGGCACCGAAGUGCUCCCCAAACUAUGCCUUAGGGAGCAGCAGCCCUUUGCACGCAGAACGGAAAAGCCACUGCCUGAAGUCUAAACCUGAACAUCAAAGGCUGGAGAGAGGAAGCGCUGGUGGCUCCCCAGAGCCCCCAGGGUGCAGCUCCCCUGCUCCACCAGGGAACCUUUGCCAUAGACCGAGAGUCCUCUUCCUUCCAGGAAGGGGCAAACCCAACCUAGCUGGGGGCCUAUGAGAGGGAGCAGCCCACCUCCUCCCUGGGGGAGUCUCUGACUUGGUGAAGUCUGGGAGGCCCUCUGGGCCCCAGGAUGGACUGUGCAGCACGCGGGAGGAAGGCAGACCAGAGACAGGGCAGAAGGGAGCCAGGAAACACCCAGCUUGUUGUUUCAGACUCUACCUGUUCAUAAAGUCCCCUCCGGAAACUCACUGCCUGCCUCAUACCCAUUUCCUAAAGAGCAAAGCUCCACUCCAUGCAGGGCUCCAUUUUUCUUCGGUAGAAAACCAUUUAAAUCACCAGACCCCAGUUGGCUUCAGGCCCUGGUCCAUGAACUCGAUACCCCUUUCCUGCUGCUCAGACAGACUGAGCAGGGCAGUGAGUCCCUCUCAACAAUGUCCUCUGCAUUCCCUCAGCUCGCAUACACAGGGCGGCCUAUGUGGCUGAGGGGUGUACACGAGCAUGCGCGCGCACACGCACACGCAC